AAUGUCAUCAUAGUCGCUUUGCUUCUAAAAAAAACCGGUAUUAUUUCAAGAAAACAAAAAAGUGUUCAAAUUUUAGAGAUUCAAUCUCUACUUUACAAAAACCAAGUGAUAUGUUUCAAUAAUUCCUCGAUCCACUCGCUUAAUUAGCUUCAAAUACUCAAGAUCUUGUACAUUUCAGCUCAUUCUGUGGUCUCCAUAAUAAUCCUGCAAAAGCAUAUAUCAAGUUUAUCAUGAAUCCAGAAGCUGCAACUGAAAAUGGAGAGUCAGCCAGUUUAAAUGAAAUUCUUAACUUCAAAGGGGCUACCGAAGAUAAUCUUGCUGGGAGUAAAUUUCUUGAUGGAAUCCAAUCAAAGCACGGUUUAGCUGAUAUUCCAGCUGCUAAGAUCUCAGAAUUGAUGAAACUAAACAGCUUACAGGGUGCCUCCACUCAUUCACUUUUCAGUGUUGUGAGUAAUAUUUUGGAUGACAGCAUUGAGAGAAAGAAUGGGGAUAUACCUCAGUGUGUGGCCUCCCUGGUAAAGUUGGUCGUACAAGAGAUUGAAGAACGAGUUUCAAAACAAGCUGAUAAUUUGAGAAAGCAAAAUGGUUUGUACAAGUCUCGUGAGGAGAGAUAUCAAUCAAGAGUUAAAGCACUUGAAACCCUUGCAGUGGGGACCACUGAGGAGCAUGAGGUUAUUAUGAAGAAGCUUCAACAGAUAAAGAUUGAGAAGGCCAAAAUUGAAGAGAAAGAAAAACUUCAAGAGAAAGAGUUAAUCAGAUUAAUGGAAGAGAAUGAUCACUACAAGAUGCAAAUAUCUUCAUUGAUAGCUGAGCUUGAAUCAUCCAAACAAGCGCAUGAAAAAGAUCGGUUACAAUUGGAAGCACAAGCCGAGCAAACUCGAGUUGAGUUAGAGAACAGGAUACUGGAACUUCAACGUCUGCUGAGUGAAUCAACAAAGAAAGUACAAGAACUUGAGGCAUUUUCAGAAUCCAAAUUGGUGAAAUUGAAAAGGAGAGAGCUUGGCUACAAACACUUCAUAGACUGUCAUUUUGGAUCUCUGCAGGAAUUGAGGGUAGCAUCUGACUCUAUAAGGCUGGAGGUGAUGAGGACCAAGGAGGUUUACAUCGAAGAACUUAACCACUUUGGGUUCAAUCUUAAGGGGCUGGUUGAUGCUGCUCAGAAUUAUCACACAGUGCUUGAAGAAAAUAGGAAGUUGUACAACGAAGUUCAAGAUUUGAAAGGUAACAUUAGAGUUUACUGUCGGAUAAGGCCAUUCCUUCGGGGCCAAAGCCAAAAAUUAACAACCAUAGAGUACAUUGGUGAGAAUGGGGAACUGGUUGUCACUAAUCCUUCCAAACCCGGGAAAGAGAGUCACCGUCUUUUCAAAUUCAACAAGGUCUUUGUGCCUGCAGUUACCCAAGAGGAGGUAUUUCGGGACACUCAGCCAUUAAUCAGGUCUGUUUUGGAUGGGUACAAUGUCUGUAUCUUUGCUUAUGGUCAGACUGGUUCCGGAAAAACAUAUACCAUGAGUGGGCCCAGCAUGUCAUCGGUGGAGGAUUGGGGGGUCAAUUAUCGAGCUUUGAAUGAUCUAUUCAACAUCUCCCAGAGUAGGAAAAGUUCCAUCGCGUAUGAAGUUGGUGUUCAAAUGGUUGAGAUAUACAAUGAGCAAGUGCGUGACUUGCUCUGCAGUGAUGCUUCUCAGAAACGACUUGGGAUUUGGAGUACCACUCAACCCAAUGGAUUAGCUGUCCCUGAUGCUAGCAUGCAUCCAGUCAAAUCAACUGCAAAUGUUUUAGAAUUAAUGAAUAUUGGCUUAAUGAAUAGAGCUGUUGGUGCUACUGCUUUAAAUGAAAGAAGCAGUCGGUCACAUAGUAUCCUCACUGUUCAUGUACGUGGCGUAGACUUGGAAACAAAUGAUAUUCUACGAGGUUGCCUACAUUUGGUAGAUUUGGCUGGCAGUGAAAGGGUGGAUCGCUCUGAAGCCACAGGGGAUCGUUUACGGGAAGCACAACAUAUAAACAAAUCCUUAUCUGCUCUUGGAGAUGUGAUCUUUGCAUUGGCACAAAAAAGUGCUCAUGUGCCAUACAGAAAUAGCAAACUAACACAAGUUCUUCAAAGCUCCCUUGGAGGCCAGGCAAAGACACUUAUGUUUGUACAGCUCAAUCCUGAUGUAGAAUCCUACUCAGAAACCAUUAGCACCCUGAAGUUUGCUGAGAGGGUGUCCGGAGUGGAGUUGGGUGCAGCAAGAAAUAAUAAAGAGGGUCGGGGUGUUAAAGAGCUUAUGGAUCAGGUAGCUAAUUUAAAGGACACAAUUGUAAAGAAGGAUGAGGAAAUUGGGAGGCUGCGGGUUAUCAAAACUAAUGGUAAUGGUGAGAGGCGCAGUGUGAGCUCAACCAGGCAUGGCUCUGCCUCUCCAAGAAGACAUUCUUUAGGUGGUCCACGAGCAAGUCAAAUAUUUUCUGGAGAGAGAAGCUCAGGACCUCCUACUCAGAAAGCUACUUCUGACGCGGACAAUAGUUCAGAAUGCAGUGACAGACAAUCUGACACUGGUUCUCAGCAAUCAAUGGAUGACUUUAGGCAUCACAGAGAUUUCUUUAGACAAUCCAGGCUUGCUGUAGUAGAUGCUGGUCUAAAUCUGGGUGAAGACACUGUGAAAGGAGCUAAAAAUCCUAAUGAAGACGUGGUGCUCAUCGGGUUUGAUGAUGCAGAUUCUGAAGAGAGAUUAAGUGACAUAUCUGAUGGUGUACUUUCAAUGGGAACUGAGACUGAUGGUUCAAUCAAUAGUAUCGUAGAGUACACUCUUUUCCCAGAAACGGCAAAGCAACCUUCAGAGACCCCAGAGAAGCCCUCUGUACCUGCUAAACUUCCACGGCCCACACAAAAGAAGGUGGAAACAGGAUCUUCCCGGUUGUCAUCAAUGAAGAAGAGCACCCCUAAAGUCCCGAGUUCUAAAAAACCCCCUUCCGGCAACAGUUCUGCAGUUAGGUCUUCCAAAAGAUGGCAAUAGUACAGAAGAAAAAUUGUGGAAGAGGAUACUUAAUAACACUUAUUUGUAGAAUAGACUGUAGACACGAUUAUUGUGUCGUCUUCCAUUGUUGUGAUCAAAGAUAUGUAGGAACUUCAGCUUGUAGCAAAGCUGCACUGAUCAGGUGAAUUUCUUAGGAAUAUUUGCUCGUACACUCUCUCCUGCCUCCCCUACUCGAAGUGGAGGAGGAAAGGAGGGCGGCGUGGGGUUUGACAUUGUGUAGUGUGUACAUGUAGCUCUAUUAAAAUACUCAGUGAUGCACUUUUAGGCUAUUAAAUAGCGUGUAACUUCUGUUUGAUUAUGGUGCUUAUUGUGAAAGGAAGAUCAUGCUUGAUUUUGAUUA
Lycium ferocissimum is the source of this 3348-nucleotide messenger RNA. RefSeq names its product kinesin-like protein KIN-14J. The coding region runs from base 231 to 2987 and encodes 918 amino acids. Gene Ontology annotation, biological process: microtubule-based movement. Gene Ontology annotation, molecular function: microtubule binding; ATP binding; microtubule motor activity. The record is from RefSeq and is a predicted model, not a curated record. Lineage: Eukaryota; Viridiplantae; Streptophyta; Magnoliopsida; Solanales; Solanaceae. The transcript is spliced from 19 exons.